This is a messenger RNA of Cloeon dipterum, 4314 nucleotides long. RefSeq lists its product as uncharacterized. NCBI's taxonomy places the organism in Eukaryota, Metazoa, Arthropoda, Insecta, Ephemeroptera, Baetidae. The record is from RefSeq and is a predicted model, not a curated record. The transcript has 15 exons. Bases 300 to 3455 code for a protein of 1051 amino acids.
GAGAGGACUCAUGUUACAUGAUCAUUCUUUCACUUUUGCUUUUGAUAUUCUGAUUCAAAAUUCUCUAUUCAGCCUUAAAUGCAAUUUUCAUUGCUUAUUCGCUUAUUGUUAGUCUGUCUCUUCAAGUCUUCAGCUCAGCGGGUCGUCAUUAUUCUUUUUCGCGAACUCAGCAUUUCUGCUGGCGUGCAGGCGCAGGCUCGGGCCUGUUUUGUUAACUCGGAUUUCGCCUCCAUUCCAUGAGUUCAAAGAUUUUGUUCUGAACUGCGUAACAAAGCACGUCUACAUUUAAAAAAACGAAAAUGGGCGGUGAGGACAAGAGAGCUGAAUUUGAGCUUCUGAAGAAGCACCUGAAGAGUAUAGUUGUUAUGUCAAAGAGAGUGCUCACCCCAGGAGGCCUGGCACAUGAAUACCAAGAUCAAAUUGGCAAGCCGAUGGACUUUGGUAAAUUUGGUGUAUACUCAAUGGUCAACUUGUUGAAGCUGAUGCCAGACACAUUCAUCUUGGUGCAAGCUGAAUCGCAAGGUCGAAGUAUAUUGACUGUCCAGUUGAAGGACUUCAGUAAAGUGGGCCACAUCCACGAAAUGGUUGUCAAUCAGCGCUGCAACAAAGUGUUUGGUAUGGUCAAGACAAACUGGAACACGUAUGCUCCCAACAAUCAUACAGCCAAUAGACCAACACAAGACCAGGACUACACACCUCGUAGAAGCCCAGACCGCUACUACCGCCCAAGGAGGCCAAGGAGCUCCAGUCCUGCGCCCCGACGUCGAAGUCACAGCCCUGAGCAGCAACGCCACCGUCGGUCUAGGUCACCCUCACGCAGCAAGUCUCGACCACGCCGGAGGUCGCGCAGUAGGAGACGCUCUCCCUCGCGACACAGGUCGGGCAGCAGGAAGCACCGACGCUCAUCCACUUCUUCAGAUUCCACCCAUUCCUCGCACUCUACCACAACUUCUGAAGAGCGCCAUAAAUCAUCUUCUAAGUUAAAGAAAAAAGUGGAAGAGCCGCCGCAAAACACCAACAACGCAACGAGCGGCGAGGAAUGGGCUCCCACUUUAGAGAGCACAAGUGAUGAGUCGCCAGUAAGGACUCAGCCGUCAGUAACCAGCAAUCUGGAAAUGUCAAAAAUCACACAGUUGACCAGAGUCUUGAUGGCAAUAAAUCUUCCUUUUGCGCCCAAAGGAAAGCAAGCCUCAGCUGAAUCGGACCCAAAGGCAGCAAAUAUCUCUGAGAGAGGUACAAAGAGGUCAAUGGACACAAUCCCAUUAGAAGGGAACGCGGCAACAACAACUGCUGCUGCUACUACCAGAGGAGAUGAAAUCGUUAACCCACCUGCAAAGAAGGUUGGAGAAGAGACCAUCUCAUCUUCUACAUCCGCUAGCAUUCCCCCCCUGAACCCUGCGAAACAAAACUUUGGCUCAUUUUACCAACAAACAAAUUAUGUCAGUCAGUCUGUUCGUGAUGAUAACGACUCUUUGGAUAGCAUGUCUAUCUCGACAUUCUGCAGCCAAGAGCCGCGGCGUCCGCUGAACGCGCCGGUGCAUGGCGCCACUCUGCCCAGUUAUGUGCUGAGAAACCUGACUCGUUUGAUACAGAAGUACCCAAAAGGAAUUGAGGCUUCUCAGCUCUGCAAUAUGUACAAAACCUGCUAUGACCAAGUUUUGAGAGUGCAAGACUAUGGGUUUAACACCCCUGAGGAAAUGGUCACCGCCAUGCCUGGUCAAUUCAUCAUGAGCGGCACAAACAACAACAUCAUGGUAUCCUGCCCUGCUGGUGCCCCAUCAGUCGCAACAGUCCCUAAAGCAACAGUUCAAACAGAAGUUGCCGCAGCCCCAAGAGCAGCAGUUCCUUCUGAUCCACGCCGGCUUCUACCUCUGGACUUAAAAAUGAGGAUUAGAGAAAUUUCUUCAUCUUUCAAAAAUGGCGCUACACCUGAAGCUAUUGAUCAGCGAUAUAAGGCGCUUUACAACACUGGCCUUGAUCCUGCUAGAUACGGCUUCAACACUCUCAAGGAAAUGCUUCAAAAUAUCGAUGGGAUUAAAGUGGAGACUUUGGGAGUUAUGACUAGGGUGAUGCCAAACAUCAGGACCACAGCCCCCAAUUUGAUAGAGACCACUAGGGCGAUGCCAAACAUCAGGACCACAGCCCCCAAUUUGAUAGAGACCAUUACUAUAAACGAUGAGUUCUUCAUAGACAAGCAUGAUAGAUUUGUCCGCGUCGGUUACGUCCUAGAUGCGAUGCCCAACAAGUUCACCCCGUCUCAGCCUAAUAUGUCUGUUGUUGUGUGUGAAGUCUACUCUCCCGCCCGCUUCUACAUCCAAUACCAAAAAUUCCAGACCAAAAUUGAUAUUUUGAUGGAGGAGCUAAGGAAAUGCUACAGUGGCAAUGUCAAUGACUUUCGUCUGGCCAGAAUGGAAGAGGGAGUGUAUGUGGCAACACAAUAUAUGCAAAAGUGGCACCGUGGUGUGAUUAGCAAAGUUCUAAGCCACACUACAGCUAUGGUUUCCUAUGUGGACUUUGGAACCGACGAAGAAAAGAACAUCACUGACCUUUACUACUUGCUGGACAAGCCUGCGCUUAAAGUGCACAUGAUGUCUGCAGUAGCAGAGCUUAACAACGUGAAGCCUUUAGGACCUGAGGGUUGGACCACCACCGCUAGAGAGAGAUUUUCUGAGCUUGUGGGUUCCAACUCCUUGGUUGCCAAAUACAGGUCUGGAGGAACGAUGCAAGGCCAAACUUUGAAGCUUAGCCUGUCCCAAGUAGACAUCACGACGCAGCGCAUAGUGCUUGAUGUGGCCGAGCACUUGAUUAACGAGGAGCACGCCACUUACAUCGAACCCAUGGCCAGCACUAGAGUUGAGCUUGUACCUCCAGAGACCAGGGCGCACAACGCUGAGCCUUCCACGCCCAGCUUCCAGCAAUCGAGUGUGCACGGCCGCUUUUCUAAUGUCGACCUGACACCUUCUAUGGAAGAGAUGCAUGCCCAACAGCAGGCUGUUGCCUUCACGGCCGAAGUUGGCAUGGUGACCAGCAUUUUGCAGGACAUCAAUCGGAAAUUGUCAACCAAGUAUGGUGAGCGCGUGGUUGUGGAGGCACUUGAAAAAGUUAGGCUUAAGCCAUUCGCUGACACUGAUGUAACCACUCUGAGCCACAUGAGCAACAUGCUGUGGAGCAGCUUGUUUCCACCGCUCGCGCCUCUCGCAGCCGGUGGCCAAAACCUGCUGGACCUAAAUAGCCGCUUGCCCUCCACCAGAGGCACCACAGUGGCUGCUGCCCCGAUGAUGCCAAUGAUGCCUUCCAUGGUGCCAAACAUGCAGCCCACAGCGGCUCGUGCCAACCUGGCAGCUCACCACCCACAGUUGGCGUCGAUGAUCACCCCCCAGGGCAUCAGACCACCCAUGGAACGCAAGCCCACUAUCAUGGACUUGGUGAAGGCGGAAUGUGGUAAUAGGCAAUAGCACACCCUUCUAUAUUAAAUACAUUAUUAAGUAAUUUUCAACAUAUCUAGAGUUAAAAUAUUAAAACCAUAUAUUUUAAGUGCAAAAUGUUCAAGAUAAUAUAAGCAAUGAAAUUUAAUUUUUUCAGUGAUGGGUGUUAAAAAAUAAAUUUGCAAAAACUCUUGCAUGAGAUGUAGUCUUUUAUUUAAUUUGAAACUUAUUUUGCUCGGGACAAAUUCAUAAAUCAGCUAGCUAGCUUUCUCUUCCCUCUGCACUUUUUGCUAUCUGCAGCCAACUCCCAAUUUCUUUGGCGCACAAUGAACUUCUGUUAUGAUCCAAUGGGGAACAACCACAAAGUGUUUUGAUUAUUGUCACGCCAGAGGAGCACAAGCGAAUAAAAAACAAAAUUGCCGCUUUCUCUCAAUUGAGCGGUGUGCGUUAAACGCUUGAGCCACAGCGUGUCUCUCAGGGAUCGCUCCAGCUUUGUUCCCUCUCCAUGCCAAACGCAUAUAAAAGGCGAGCACACGAGCCAAAUGCAGCUAAUUUUGAUCUCGCGGUGCAAUCAUGAAGUUCCUAGCCGCGUUUGCCUUCGUCCUAGCCACUUUGUGCAUCAGCCUCGGAUGGGGCAUGCCCGCACAAGACUUACAAACUGCUGCUUCAGGACACCACUCUCAUGGACAUGUGCAAAUCAAGGUUUACCGCGGUCCUGACUCUGGUCAUGGCAAUGAGAAGGAUGGACACCACGCACCCUUUGGAUACUGGGUUAAGCAGCCUGCUGAUGACGAGCACCACCACUGAUCUGUUCAGCUCCAAUAAUUAAUUCUAUUUUUUGUAAUUUUCAAAGAUUAUUUUUGCAAAUAAAUUGUUUUCCUGAAAUUGA